Prunus armeniaca (apricot) is the source of this 648-nucleotide messenger RNA. The record is from the annotation of a GenBank genome assembly. NCBI's taxonomy places the organism in Eukaryota, Viridiplantae, Streptophyta, Magnoliopsida, Rosales, Rosaceae.
AUGUGGAGAUAUCCAAAACACAGCUUCUCUUUUCGCCUAAAGGGUGAUCCAGUAGGCUGCGGCUAUCCGGCCUAUGAACUUUCUUGUGUGAACAACAAAACCAUCUUGGAAUACGAUCCAGGAACAUACUACGUCAAGAACAUUUCCUAUAAUGAACUUUCAAUCCAUCUCAUUGAUACAAACUUUGCCAAUGGAAGCUGCAGCCUUCCAUCUGGAUCUAUAGAUUCAGUGGAUGAGUUAACCGAAGAUUUUCCUUAUAGGCCACUAGGGCAUCUCUCAUAUAUCACUAUUAACGGAGAAGGCCACUUAUUGGCUCAUCUUGAGCAAGAAAAAUCCUCUUCUCUCAUUUCAAUUGCUCCUGCAGAUUCUGUAGAUGUCAAGUUCCCUUCUUAUGAAGAUGUCAUGAAAGUGUUGCAGGCAGGGUUCAAUCUUGGAUGGUUGGCUGAGCUCCCGUAUUGCCCUACAUAUGAUGCUUCAUGUAGAGUAAAUAAUCCAGGGAGUAUUAUGUAUGGUUCGUAUGUGAGCUUCGACUUAUUCUGGAACAUUCCAUUAGUUGCAAUGACAAACAACUUUGAAGAGAAACUAGGCCGGCAGGGUGGGCUUGGGUUGGGUCAGUAUAUAAAGGGCAGCUUCCAGAUGGUUGCCUAA